UAUUUGUAAGUAGUACUACUCAACGAUGGGUCAGAGGAUUUUUCUAUUGUCAAACAAGUAACAGGCGAAGAUAUUUUUUAUUUUUAAAUAAUACACUUCAUCAGCAAACUAGAAGGUCUUUUUUAUCUUUGAAUAAUAUUUAAGCGAAAAUGGCAGAAGCGCCGACAUUCACGAAACCGACAAUUACUGAACCAGUAAAUUAUAUUCACGAAAUCCGACAAAUGAUGCAUGGAUUUGGUGACAGCAGUGAGCCACUGUUCGACUCUGCCAAGAUCAUAGAAGAAGUUGUACUGCAACAAAUGAGAGCAAUUACCAGGAGAGCUUAUGAAAUUGCUGAUAGACGUGCUAGUUCAAAGAAAAGCAAUGUUCUUAGUGGAGAGGACUUACUCUUUUUAUUGCGUAGAGACAAAGUUAAACUUCGUCGUAUUAUCAAAUAUCUUGAACUCAAAGAAUUGGGAGGCUCAGUUAAUAAGAUAGUGGAGAAUGAUAUAUCAGAAAAUAUUACUGAUACUGAUCAGUUAAACAAUAGCAAUAAAAAAGUACCAUUUCAAAGUUUCCUGGAACAAAUUGACAACACGGGUGAACUUCUAGAAAAUAUAUCAUCCAUUGCAGAUGACAUCAAGCACCAGAGAUGCAUCCGUGCAGAGAUAGUGACGAGGUCCAUGGAUGAAAUACGCUAUAUAAAAUACAGCAAAGCACGUCGUGUAUCUUUUGCGAACAAAAAUCGCCAUAAAUUCAGCGAUUGGAUCUGUACAGAUGGAGAUAUUACGCUGUCGAAACAAGCGUAUACAAUCUUGAGUUAUUUGGCCUAUGAAACGGUCGCUCAAAUCGUCGAUCUCGCCUUUCUCGUCCGGCAAGAUCAAAACAAAAUAUAUGGUGAUCCCAUAGAUCGGCAACGAUUGAGCUACGUUAAUCCAUUUACGUACAAACCAUAUAUAGCCAGCCAUUAUUAUCAAUGCAAGGGUGUCGUAACGAAACCACUAACUCCUUCGGAGAUAUCCGAAGCCCUUAGAAGAUACUGGUCUCCACAGCUAGCUAUGACAGGCCCGUUUAAUAAAUGGUCUAUGCGAGGGCCUCACUUAAAACUCCUUCCCUGCUAGACAUAAAGAACUGAGAAAGAGAGAUUUUCUACUUAAAAUUGGACUGGAUCCGCCGCCAAUGUUCCUUAUGAGAUUUCGCAGUGUCUUAGGAUUCUCCAACAGCGGCGAUUCUCUGUUAUUUAAGUGCCAAAAUUGGUGUUAGAUUGUAAGCAUCUUUUUUCUUCUAUUUUUUUUUUACACGACAUGGGAGAGAUGGAUACGUACUGAGCAAUAAUGUAAAAGUCGUCCAUGAUUUGAGGAUACUGGGGUGCUGGGCCUGGGUUCACAUCCGAUACGCUCUCUAUCUUAACAGACUCGCUCAGUCGUUGCCUCAGUAGCUCAUUCUCUUCUUGCAAUCGUUUCAACUUGUUUGUAUCCUCAUCUAUCGUGAGUAACGUAGGCUGUGGCAUGCACUAAGGGGUAAUCACAUUAAAUUCCCAUCAAUCAAUAUUGUAUUCUAUAUCACAUACUCUAGCAGAACUGAUAUUUUUAUACUUUGCUUUUUUUACAACAGAAAAUUUACAAACAAGAUAUUAAUGUUCUGUUCAAUAUCUAUAUUAUAUAUUUACUAUAUAUUAUAUACUGAUAUUGAUUUAUAUAUUGAUGUAAUUAUUUAAUAUCUUAUUGUGAUAUCAAUUUUAAAUUCAAAUAUACACAGUGAAGGUAUCUUUUUACCUACUUGAAAAAUUGUUGCUAGGAAAUUAUGUAAAGAUACUAACAUAGUAUCAUGCCACUGCUUACUAAAAUGCACGGAAUAAGUUGGAUUGUCUUCAGGAUUCUUGACAAAGGGGAAUGCUGCAAUAUUGUAGAGUACAGUAAAAUUGGAAUGUGAUGCACAUAUUCUCACGUUACUGUAGAUACACAAAAUAAAUGAAAAAUAUACCGAA
Odontomachus brunneus is the source of this 1966-nucleotide messenger RNA. It is a transcript of the gene Spt3, whose product is annotated as transcription initiation protein SPT3 homolog. Gene Ontology annotation, biological process: transcription by RNA polymerase II. The record is from RefSeq and is a predicted model, not a curated record. NCBI's taxonomy places the organism in Eukaryota, Metazoa, Arthropoda, Insecta, Hymenoptera, Formicidae. Gene Ontology annotation, molecular function: protein heterodimerization activity; transcription coactivator activity. The transcript is spliced from 6 exons. Bases 150 to 1100 code for a protein of 316 amino acids.